CAUAUUCCACCUCCGCCUCAAACCUCGCGCGCUCCCGCGUCGCGCGCCGCUGACUUUCCUCAUUCCCCCCGCUGCAGCGAGCUCGGAAUCCGAAUCGAAACGAGAGGAGGGUGUAAACGUCGUUGCCGCCCACUCGCCGGCACGUCGCCAUCCAGAUCGCACGCAUUGACCAGACCACCCAACUCUACUUCUUCUUCUUCUUCUUCCAUCGAUCUCCAGACGCUCGCCGAUCGAUCGAGCAGCGGAGGAGCACAGUAGUGUGUAGCUAUGGCGGUGACCGGCGGCGGGAGGCCGGCGGUGAGGCAGCAGGCGGCGAGGGGGAAGCAGAUGCAGAGGACGUUCAACAACGUCAAGAUCACGCUCAUCUGCGGCUUCAUCACGCUCCUCGUCCUCCGUGGCACCGUCGGCAUCAACCUCCUCACCUACGGCGUCGGCGGCGGCGGCGGCUCCGACGCCGUGGCGGCCGCCGAGGAGGCCAGGGUCGUCGAGGACAUCGAGCGCAUCCUCCGCGAGAUCCGCUCCGACACCGACGACGACGACGACGACGAAGAAGAAGAGCCACUCGGCGUCGACGCGUCGACGACAACGACGACCAACUCGACGACGACGACGGCCACGGCGGCGAGGAGGAGGAGCUCGAACCACACCUACACGCUGGGGCCCAAGGUGACGCGGUGGAACGCCAAGCGGCGGCAAUGGCUGUCCCGGAACCCGGGGUUCCCGUCCCGCGACGCGCGCGGCAAGCCCAGGAUCCUCCUCGUCACCGGGUCGCAGCCGGCGCCGUGCGACGACGCGGCGGGCGACCACUACCUGCUCAAGGCGACCAAGAACAAGAUCGACUACUGCCGCAUCCACGGCAUCGAGAUCGUCCACAGCAUGGCGCACCUCGACCGCGAGCUCGCCGGCUACUGGGCCAAGCUGCCGCUCCUCCGCCGCCUCAUGCUCUCCCACCCGGAGGUGGAGUGGGUGUGGUGGAUGGACAGCGACGCGCUCUUCACCGACAUGGCGUUCGAGCUCCCGCUCGCCCGCUACGACACCAGCAACCUCGUCAUACAUGGCUACCCGGAGCUCCUCUUCGCCAAGCGCUCCUGGAUCGCCCUCAACACCGGCAGCUUCCUCCUCCGUAACUGCCAAUGGUCACUCGAGCUGCUCGACGCGUGGGCGCCCAUGGGACCAAAAGGCCGCGUCCGCGACGAGGCCGGGAAGGUUCUGACGGCAAGCUUGACGGGGCGGCCGGCGUUCGAGGCGGACGACCAGUCGGCGCUGAUCCACAUACUGCUGACGCAAAAGGAGAGGUGGAUGGAGAAGGUGUACGUGGAGGACAAGUACUUCCUCCAUGGAUUCUGGGCGGGGCUCGUGGACAAGUACGAGGAGAUGAUGGAGAGGCACCACCCGGGCCUCGGCGACGAGCGGUGGCCGUUCGUCACCCACUUCGUCGGGUGCAAGCCGUGCGGCGGCUACGGUGACUACCCGCGGGAGCGCUGCCUGGGCGGCAUGGAGCGCGCGUUCAACUUCGCCGACAACCAGGUGCUCCGGCUGUACGGAUUCCGGCACCGGUCGCUGGCGAGCGCCCGGGUCCGGCGGGUGGCGAACCGGACGGAUAACCCGCUGGUCAACAAGGAGGCCGCGCUCAAGAUGGACGCCAAGAUCGAGAGCUGAAUUUUUUUUAUCUGAAUUAAGCUUGGAGAUAAUCAAAUGUGUGAUCGAUGCUACAGAUUUUGUUUUAUGUGUUUGUUGAAUCAAAUACAGUUCGUUUCAGGUUCUUUAUUAGGAACUGAUGAUGAUGAUGAUGAUGAUGAUGAUACAGUAAUUGUUGCCGCAGCAAGUCAUCUGCUGCUGUUUUUGGAUUAA
Messenger RNA from Oryza sativa Japonica Group (Japanese rice), 1851 nucleotides. Lineage: Eukaryota; Viridiplantae; Streptophyta; Magnoliopsida; Poales; Poaceae. The record is from RefSeq and is a predicted model, not a curated record.